Molecule: messenger RNA, 3052 nt
Organism: Megalobrama amblycephala (Wuchang bream)
Lineage: Eukaryota; Metazoa; Chordata; Actinopteri; Cypriniformes; Xenocyprididae
Exons: 11
Coding region: 1-2553 (850 amino acids)
Biological process (GO): intracellular transport
Molecular function (GO): zinc ion binding
Source: RefSeq, a predicted model, not a curated record
AUGGCAGAAGAAGCUUUCCUCGAUCGGGAAUCUCUCAGAUGCUCCAUUUGUCAGGAUCUCUUCAGAAAUCCAGUGAUUAUUCCCUGCGGACACAGCUUCUGUAAGGACUGCAUUACACGUCUGUGGGAUCAGGGUAUGAGCAGAUGCCCUCAAUGCAAACAGACCUUUAACAACAGACCAGACUGGCUACACGCGAAGGAACUUUCUGAGAAGCUGAUGAAGAUGAGAACACGGGCUGAGGAGGAAGCCGAAGAUGUGAGCUGUGACUCCUGCAGCUCCACAACAACCAAAGCCAUCCGAUCCUGCCUCACCUGUCUCGCCUCUUACUGCAGCACUCACCUGGAGCAACACGAUGAGCUUCACGCGCGGAGAAAACACCAGCUGACUGAUGCCACGGAUCUCCAGAAUAAAAUCUGCUCUCAGCACGGGAAACUUAUCGAUAUUUUCUGCCGUACUGAUCAGCAGUGUGUCUGUGUGCUGUGUGCACUAUAUGAACACAAGAGUCACGACACCAUCUCAGCUUCUGAUGAAAGAGCAGACAGACAGAGGAAGUUGAUGGAAACACGAGUGAAGUUUUUGCAGAACAUCCAAGACAGAGAGAAGGAUUAUAAAGAGCUAACGCAGACUAAGGAGUCGAUCCGUCGUUCAGCACAGACAGCAGUCACAGAAAGCGAACGAAUCUUCAGCGAGGUGCUGCAGUCUCUUCAGAAAACAAGCUGCCGCGUGAAAGAACUGAUUGCAGAUCAACAGAGAGCUGAACUCAAUCAUAUUGAAGGAGUUCAGGAGAAAGUCCAGCAGAAGAUCGCUGACAUGAAGAUGAAGGUGUCUGAGCUCGAUCAGUUUAUGACCACUGAAGAUCACAUUCAUUUCCUGCAGAAUUACCCGUCUGACUGUGAAGAAUCCAUGUCUGAAGAAUUUGAAGAUCUUUCCAGCAUUUCUGAACAUCCAGAUGCUUUUUUUCACAACGUGACGAUGCUGGUUUCUAAAAUGCAAGAGCGUUUGUUGGAUGUCACCAAAACGACAGAGAUCGAGAUCAAGAUCAAGUCUGUAAAAGUUUUGCCUCCUGUUGGUGGAAUUGUGAAACUGUCUGAAACUCCAGCGUUUGGUAAAAAAGAUGAGCGGUGGAAUUGUGACAUCUGCCUGGUGACAAAUGAAGGCACAACUAGCCAUUGUGUUGCAUGCCAUGAGCCAAAGCCAAAUAUGAAAAGCAAGUUUUGUUUUGGUAGUUUUGCCAACCAACGUGCUGCAACACUAUUUAAAGACUCGGGUCUUCGUUUUCAGAAAGAUCAGAGUAAAGCAUCUACUUGUGGAUUUGAUUUUGGCAACGCGUCUUCAUCUGUUUUCAAAUUUGAUGUUGAACAGUACAAGAAGAAAGAAAACGAGGCUUUUACAGCUGCAGACAAGACUAGUCAUGAUGGUAAUCCCCUUUCAACUAGCAGCGACUUGUGUGGUUCUGUUCAGCUUGACCAGAAGAAUGUUUUCCGUUUUGGGGAAUUAGUUAAAGGAUUUAACUUCAGUUUUCAGUAUGUUCCCUCUAAAUCCACAUCUGUGCUAAAUCAAAGUGAAGCUUCUUGCCCAGAUGAUGAAGAAGAAACAUACGAGCCAGCUGUACCAUUACCAGAUGUUAUUGAGAUCUCAACUGGAGAGGAAAAUGAACAAGUAGUUUUUAGUCACAAAGCCAAACUAUACCGCUUUGACAAAGAAUUACUCCAGUGGAAGGAAAGAGGCGUAGGUGAACUCAAAAUACUUGAAAAUGAUAAACCCAGACGGGCAAGACUCGUGAUGAGGAGAGAGCAGGUUUUGAAAUUAUGUGCAAACCACUGGAUUACUCCAAAUAUGAAGCUCGAGCCAAUGAAAGCGUCCGAGAAUGCGUGGACGUGGAACGCCUUUGAUUUUGCUGAUGGAGAAGGCAGGGAUCAGACGUUAGCGGUGCGGUUUAAACUGCAGGAGUCUGCGGAUGCUUUCAGGAAAAUCUUUGAAGAAGCAGUGGCCACUGCCUCUAGUUUACCAGAGAGAGGAAAGAGCACCCAGGACCAGUGUGACGCUGAUGUUGAGAUCGUGUUUGAGCGUAAGCCGACAGCAGAACAAGCUGAACUGGCGACCAGACUGAUGCUUCCUCACACGUUCUUCUGUUACAGAAACCAGCUGGGAUACGUAAGCGAUGAGGAUGACGAUGAAGAUUUUGAGGAGGCAGUCAAAUCUUUGAAGGGAAAGUUGUAUCCUGGUCUGUCCAUCCAAGGAAGAUGCAUCCUGCUGGUCAUGAUGCAAAUCAUCCUCGAGAAAAUGCUGGAGCCGCAACAGAGACGCAAAGUGACAGAGAGGAAGAGGAUGAUGAUGAUGAUGAUGAAGCACCUGUACAUGUGGAACUACCAUCGGUUGAGGAGAAUGAAGAGGAGAUGUUGUUCAAGGAGUGGACCAAACUUUACCGCUGGGACUGUGAUAUUAAGAAGUGGAAAGCCCGCAGUGAAGGAGACAUUAAGAUCCUUUUCCAUCCCUCGAGGAAGCUCUACCGUGUGUUUAUGUGGCAAGAAGGGGAUAAAAAGGUGUGUGUAAACCACUGUAUCACCAGAGCCAUUCAUCUGAAACGGCUGAACACCUCCACAAGCGCAGUGACGUGGACAGCUGCUGACUCCUCAGAGGGAGAUGCUGUGUUACGGCAGUUUGCUGUCAAGUUUAAGACUCCAGAACUGGCUGUUUCCUUCACAAAAACCUUUACAGACUGUCAAAGUCGCAUGUCAGAGUUCAUGCAACCAGUUGAAAAAGUAAAGCUGGUUAAUGACCUGUGUCAGAGGUCACGCUUGAAAGAAUAUUAAUGUUAGAACAAUGAUAUAUAAAUGUUUGAAGAUGACAGCUAAAGCCAUUAUUUUUCUAUGUAUUUUUCUCGGUUUGAAUGUAAACAACACUACUAUUUGUUGAACACUAGUAAACUUGUUGAAAUCAUUUGCACAAUGGCAAAUUUAUUUUUGUUACAUAUAUGUAAAGGUCUUGGGUUAUUUCAGAAUAUGCUUCUGGAGAAACGAGAUGAUGUAAUCUUUGAAUAAAUAAGAUUAUA